Molecule: messenger RNA, 605 nt
Organism: Protopterus annectens (West African lungfish)
Lineage: Eukaryota; Metazoa; Chordata; Ceratodontiformes; Protopteridae
Product: zinc finger protein 705F-like
Exons: 4
Coding region: 183-605 (140 amino acids)
Biological process (GO): regulation of DNA-templated transcription
Source: RefSeq, a predicted model, not a curated record
UGCACAGGAAGUUGCGGUUGGGUGUACAGAAACUGUUUCGUGCGUGUGUGUGGGGAAGUUAGCAAAAAGUCCAUUUUCGCAGCUCUGCUUAUUUCUGUCGUGGUCUAAUUGCUGGAUUUCUGCAAGUGGUGUUUGUAUUCAUAACUAAUACAGUCUGUGGCUUUAGAGUGACAAAUAGAAGCAUGAAGCUGGAGCUUCCAGAAAGAUUUGAAGACGUUGCCAUCGAUUUUUCAAGGGAAGAAUGGAAGCUGUUAACCAAGCCUGAUAAAGAACUGCAUAAGGAGGUUAUGGUACAGAAUUAUGAGCAUAUGGUUUCAGUAGGAUAUAGGGUGCCAAAGAAGCAGCUGUUGCAACUUUUUGAAAAACAUGUACCUGAGUCUUUGGAAGAAGCAGAAGCCCUGCCUCAGCCGAAAGUAUCUGAUGAUGACUCCAGCAAAUACAAGGUUUCAAAGAAACCACUGUUAUCGCUGAUUGAGAAACGUGAAAAAAUUGUACCUGAGAAAUGUGAAAAACUUGUACCGGAGACUGUGAAAAAAGCCACAAUCCUGGUUCUAAAAAAUAUAUCGGAGGAUCCCUCCAGCCGUAAGUACAUGGUUGCAUUAUAA